Messenger RNA from Oncorhynchus tshawytscha (Chinook salmon), 1419 nucleotides. Its product is annotated as E3 ubiquitin-protein ligase RNF182-like. The coding region runs from base 289 to 1056 and encodes 255 amino acids. The record is from RefSeq and is a predicted model, not a curated record. NCBI's taxonomy places the organism in Eukaryota, Metazoa, Chordata, Actinopteri, Salmoniformes, Salmonidae. The transcript is spliced from 2 exons.
CUGUAGUACCCAGACACUGGACCACUGGGGUACCCAGACACUGGACCACUGGAGUACCCAGACACUGGACCACUGGAGUACCCAGACACUGGACCACUGGAGUACUCAGACACUGGACCACUGUAGUACCCAGACACUGGACCACUGGAGUACUCAGACACUGGACCACUGUAGUACUCAGACACUGGACCACUGGAGUACUCAGACACUGGACCACUGGAGUACCCAGACACUGGAACACUGGAGUACCCAGACACUGGACCUACUGCAGGGUAAGAGCAUGCGUCCAUGAUGAGUGUUCCUCAGCCUGACCCGGAUGAGAUGCCCCCCUCCACCAUCACCCCUGUCACCACCCCCACCCUGAGCCCGACCCCACCAAUCACAGACGAGCUGGAGUGUAAGAUCUGUUACCAGCGGUACAAUGUCCACAACCGCAGGCCCAAGAUCCUGGACUGCCUACACCGGGUGUGUGCCCGCUGCCUCAACAAGAUCCUGGACACGGGGGACGUCUUGGGCUGCAUUUCCUGCCCCUUCUGCCGACACGAAACAGAGGUCAGCGAAUACGAGGUGUCGGGCCUCCCCGACGACUCCAACGUCAUAUCCUGCCUGGCUGUCAGGGAUAAGUCCUGGAGCUCCGACCAAGAGGUGACCCUCACCCCCAAGAGCCUGUCCUCCACCUCCCCCUCGCUUCACUCCUCCAACUGCCUGGUGAUCACUAUCAUGGAGGUUCAGAGGGACACGGGGCCCGGGGGCCUGGGCAGCUCAGACCACUUCACAGAGCACAGCCUGGACUCUAUCUCUGUGGGCUCCAACGGGCAGGAGGUUCAGGAAGCCCUGUCCAAGUUGUGUUCGCACGUCCCCCGGAUCCUGGUGUGGCUCCUGGGGCUGUUCUACUUCGGGUCCCUGCCCCUGGGCAUCUACCUGCUGGUGAUCCAGAGGGUGACGCUGGGCAUAGUCUGUGUGAGCCUGGUACCGUCCAGUCUGACUGUGUGUCUGGUCUAUGGGUUCUGCCAGUGUCUCUGCCAGGGCAUGUGUGACUGCUCGUCUAGGGGCUGACUGACUGACUCAACAAGGUACUGACUGAUGCUGGGGUUGGAGGGAGGGAAAAUACUGGACUGUUGGAGUCAACAUGGCGUUCUUUACUGUCCCAAUCUAACGACCAGCCGGGUUGGAGGGAGGGAAAAUACUGGACUGUUGGAGUCAACAUGGUGAAUCAACAUGGUGUCCUUUACUGCCCCAAUCAGAACAAGGGGAUUGACAAUCGCUGAAUUGAAAGCUGUUUGCUGAAAUAUCCAUACAGUCUGUGGAUUGAAAACUGGGGCCAACGGGCCUUCCAGCCCUGUGUGAGAGACUGGAGACAAAUGGAGGGCUGGGUAACAAUGGAUUGUCGUUGUCAAAUUAUAAAGCAGGUUUGGUAAA